This is a messenger RNA of Fomitiporia mediterranea MF3/22, 777 nucleotides long. RefSeq lists its product as uncharacterized. NCBI's taxonomy places the organism in Eukaryota, Fungi, Basidiomycota, Agaricomycetes, Hymenochaetales, Hymenochaetaceae. The coding region runs from base 1 to 777 and encodes 258 amino acids. Gene Ontology annotation, molecular function: protein binding. The record is from RefSeq and is a predicted model, not a curated record. The transcript has 5 exons.
AUGUCCGUACUCAAUGCAUACAUUAAUCCUCCACCCAGCACCACCAUGGGUUUUGGUGCCUUUCAAUUGAAUAAUCAAGCGCAAGCCUUGAGUAAUGCGGGAGAUCAAGAAGGUGCCGAACGGCUGCAUUUGCAGGCAUUAGCCAUCAAGGAAGAAGCAUUUGGGAAAGACUCAAUACAGGUUGCCUUGACGAGGAAUGCCCUCGGGGAGGUCCAGCUCUUAAUGGGGAAGCUUGAAGAAGCAGAGAACAACCUCAAGAUUGCCGUACGAAUCCGGAAUGAAAGUCUGUUUGAAAGCGCAGAUGCUGCUGUGUCUCGCGAGAACUUGGCUCAAGUUUACGAAGCAAAGGGUAAUCUAACUGAAGCUAAACGCAUCAGGCUUUCUGGGGCUCCUUCUGCAAUGUACGGCAGUGCCCACAAGCAAUACUCUCCAGAAGUGCACUUUCCCAGUGCAAGCAAUGCAAGUGCGCUUACUACUGCUCUAAGGCAUGCCAAAGGAGGGACUGGGUCACUCGCCACAGACAUCUUUGCCGUGCCCCCGAGUAAUUGUACUCGUACAGUAUGUAUACCACUGCGGUUGAAUGGAAAGCGCUUUUUGCUUUUCGUUGCUUGGGAUGUUUUUACUCUAGCUGCCUUUAUCUGUACGCAUCAGCGACGUGCUUUACGUUGGACAUACACUGUCAAUAUUGAGAUAUCUCUGCCGUUGAUCCCUGGUACCUGUGCACCAACAACGAACGUACAUCGUUGUCGGUUUCUGAAUUCAUUUACUUUCGGUUAG